Molecule: messenger RNA, 675 nt
Organism: Neurospora hispaniola
Lineage: Eukaryota; Fungi; Ascomycota; Sordariomycetes; Sordariales; Sordariaceae
Product: acyl-CoA N-acyltransferase
Exons: 4
Coding region: 1-675 (224 amino acids)
Biological process (GO): N-terminal peptidyl-methionine acetylation
Cellular component (GO): NatC complex
Molecular function (GO): protein-N-terminal amino-acid acetyltransferase activity
Source: RefSeq, a predicted model, not a curated record
AUGUUGACACGCAACUGGCCUAUUUACUGCACACUCGCCCAGCUGAGACAGAACCAGCUUCUUAUCGACAUGGAAACCACAACCGAAAAGGCGAUGGUAGGAACGGAAGUACCGCGUGUCGAAGAGCUUCCAGAAGAGCUUCAGUACAUCAAAUAUGAGCAUAAGCUGGAGGCAGAAUACCUCCCAGCUAUCCGCGCGCUGAUAUCAAAAGACCUAAGCGAGCCUUACAGCAUAUAUGUAUAUCGGUACUUUCUUUACCAAUGGGGCCACUUGUGUUUUAUGGCCUUGCACCCAGUCGACUCUUCUCUUAUAGGCGUGAUCAUCUGCAAACUCGAACCGCACGCUUCUCACUCCCCGCCCACUCUUCGCGGAUACAUUGCUAUGCUUGCCGUCUCUUCUCAACAUCGCGGACACGGAAUUGCGACAGAACUGGUUAGGAGAGCCAUCGACGCCAUGGCUCAGCGAGACGCCGACGAGAUUGUCUUGGAGACAGAAGAGACCAACAUCCCGGCCAUGAGACUUUACGAGCGCCUGGGCUUCGUCCGCUCCAAAAAGCUUCACCGUUAUUAUCUGAACGGAAACAGCGCAUAUAGAUUGGUCCUCCUCCUCAGAUCUGUCGAUGCGGAUGCGACAAACGACUACGCCCUUGACGACCGAGACAUUGCGCUUCGAUGA